Manihot esculenta (cassava) is the source of this 2140-nucleotide messenger RNA. RefSeq names its product probable E3 ubiquitin-protein ligase ARI2. The transcript is spliced from 7 exons. Lineage: Eukaryota; Viridiplantae; Streptophyta; Magnoliopsida; Malpighiales; Euphorbiaceae. The coding region runs from base 232 to 1806 and encodes 524 amino acids. Gene Ontology annotation, cellular component: cytoplasm; ubiquitin ligase complex. Gene Ontology annotation, molecular function: ubiquitin protein ligase activity; ubiquitin conjugating enzyme binding; zinc ion binding. Gene Ontology annotation, biological process: positive regulation of proteasomal ubiquitin-dependent protein catabolic process; ubiquitin-dependent protein catabolic process; protein polyubiquitination. The record is from RefSeq and is a predicted model, not a curated record.
AAGACCAUUAAAUUCGCCGUGGAAAAGCAAACAGCGUUAGAUAUCAUAUAACGGCACCAUUCCACAAAUCAACCUUCAAACUCUAAGCUCACUUUGCGUUAAGGACAGUUGUUCAAUUCAGAAGCAGCAGAAGCCAAAUCAAACUCCAACCAACAUUGACAUGAUCAUCACCAAACACAACCCAACCAUGUAGAAAAUCCCAAGCAUAUUCAAAUAUACGUGCUAAGGGGAAUGGGGGAUUAUUUGACUAGUGAUGAUGAUUAUUAUCAAGGUUAUGAGGAUUACGAUGAUGACGAUGAAGAUUCUGUAAAUGGGUUUGUUGACACUGAGAUACUGGCAGCCAAAGAUAGUCGUCCGCCUACGAUGGUGAUCUCUAAAGAUUCUCUAUUGGCUGCACAGAGGGAGGACAUUUAUAGACUAAUGGACUUGCUAUCAUUGGAGGAGCACCAGGCACGGUGCUUACUCAUUCAUCAUCGCUGGGAUGUUGAUAAGGUGCUUCAGUUACUCAUAGAAGAUGGGAAAGAUAAACUGUAUGCUGAAGCUGGCGUGACAAUCGUAGAUCAUUAUGGCAUUAUCUUCCCCCAGUUAUCAUCUGUGGUGGAGUGCAAUGUUUGCUUUGAUAAUAUUUCUCCCAGUGAGGUCACUACCAUGGACUGUGGUCACUUGUUUUGCAACAGCUGUUGGACUCAUCAUUUUAUUGUGAAGAUAAAUGAGGGCCAGAGUAGACGCAUUAGGUGCAUGGCACCCAAGUGCAACACUGUCUGUAAUGAUGUGAAAAUCAGACAUUUAGUUAGCAUGCACAAUUCAAAUCUUGUAGAGAAAUUUGAUCGCUUUCUUUUUGAGUCAUAUGUUGAGGACAACAGAAGAGUUAAAUGGUGCCCUAGUGUUCCCCAUUGCGGAAAUGCAAUACGAGUUCAGGAUGAUGAACCUUGUGAGGUUGAAUGUGCAUGUGGUGAACACUUUUGUUUUAGUUGCUUGUCUGAAGCACACUCGCCUUGUUCAUGCAAAAUGUGGGAGCUCUGGUCCAAGAAAUGCCAGGAUGAAUCAGAGACUGUUAAUUGGAUUGCAGUCCAUACAAAGCCUUGCCCAAAAUGUCACAAGCCAGUUGAAAAGAAUGGAGGAUGCAACCUAGUCUGCUGUGUCUGUGGACAAGCAUUUUGUUGGCUCUGUGGUGUUGCUACUGGUAGAGAGCAUACCUGGACAACAAUAGCUUACCACAGUUGUGGGCGAUACAAAGAAGACUAUUUGAAGAAAACUGGGCGUGCAAAAAAGAAUCUGGCGCGCUAUGUUCACUACCAUAACAGAUACAAGGCACAUUUAGAUUCUCUUAAGCUCGAAUCUGACCUUAGGGAAUUCAUGAAGGAAAAAAUUUUAAUACUGGAAGAGAGGCAAUCAAAAUAUAAAGAUUUCACAUGGAUAAUGAAUGGAGUAGACAUACUCUUCAGAUCAAGGCGGAUUCUUUCAGCUACUUAUCCAUUUGCAUAUUACAUGUUUGGUGAUGAGUUACUCAAAGAUGAAAUGCUGGAUGAGGAAAAGGAAAUUGCAAAGAAUUUGUUUGAGAACCAGCAGCAGCAGUUUGAGGGGAAUGUUGAGAAGCUCUCCUUGUUUCUUGGAGAAGAAUUUGAUUUGUAUGAUGAUAAUAAAAUUUUGGAUUUGAGAAUGAGGAUAAUUGCUGUUUCAGUGUCUACCGACAAUCUCUGCCGAAAUUUGUACGAUCAUAUUGAGAAUGACUUAUUGGGCUCUCUAGGGUGGUCGGAUCAUAGGAUAGCUCCUUACAAGUCGAGAGGUGUGCUUAGAAGUUCCUGACUUUCAGAGCACUGAAGAACAUUAGCUGCAACGCUACGGCGUCAAAAGUUUUGUCAGGAUUUUGUUGAUGCUGAUAUUGGAGAUUUCAUGACCUACUUAUCAUUUACAUCUUCAUAGAGUGAUCAACACCCAGCUUCUAGGUGUUCAGUGGAUUAGGCUACUCAUCAUUAGCUUAAUUGUGGCUUUCUGUCUGGCCGCAUCCUAUUUCUGUAGGAAUGUCUUCCUUCUCUGUCAUCAACUCUCUUUUAGCAAAUAUUGUUGAAAUAUUUAACAGUGUAUAUAUAUAUAUAUAUACACACACACACAUAUCAAGGAAUAAACUUUAUUUUCUUAA